CGGGAGGGACGGGGCGCGCAGCCCGGGGUGAAGGGACGGAGAGCAUCACCAGAAUGGGCGCAAUCUGCGGACAAAUAAACUAACAAACAUUAGCAUAUGUAAAUGUUGAGCCAGAGGCGCCUCCUCCCUGCUGCAGCUCCGUGUCCGGGGGGUUCGCUGUGAUAAAGCAGCGUGGGGAGUCCGUGGAGCCAGUCGGCUGUGAUCGUGGGGCAGCAGUGGCAGGACGGAAUCCACCGAAGGUGUUUUUACCUGGAGCAAAGUGCGAAGUCCUCAAUCUGAGGACAGAUAUGAGCUGUGAAGAGCUUUAAUCUAACUUAUGUGCGCCUUUUACAAAAAAAAGUCUCUAAGAUAUUAAUUUAAAGUCAGCAUCAAAGAUGUCUUGCCUUUUAUUAGGAGUCAUUCGAAGGCAGGGUGGAGUUGGGGCCGGUGUCGGGGUCCGCUCUCUGGCCUCCAUCCCUUCCCUACCACCGGCAGUGGCUGAUUUUGUGAAAGGAGCGGUAGACGAGUGCAAGCCCGCAAAUGUCCAAGUAGUGACUGGUACUCCUGAGGAGACGGCCAACAUCCUGGCCGGCCUGGAAAGGGACGGCAUGGUCAAGAAGCUUCCUAAAUAUGAGAACUGUUGGCUGGCCCGCACAGACCCAAAGGACGUGGCCCGAGUAGAGAGUAAGACCGUGAUUGUAACCAAGAACCAGAGGGACACCAUCCCCAUCCCCGCUGGAGGGGUGAAGAGCCAAUUGGGAAGCUGGAUGAGUGAACCAGACUGGCACAAAGCCAGAGAAGACCGUUUUCCUGGCUGUAUGGCAGGUCGGACCAUGUACGUGAUUCCCUUCAGCAUGGGACCUGUGGGCUCAACGCUAAGCAAAUAUGGCGUCCAGGUGACAGACUCUCCAUAUGUGGUGGCCAGCAUGGGGAUCAUGACCCGUAUGGGCAGUCCUGUUCUGCAGAAACUGUCUGAAGGAGCGGAGUUUGUCCGCUGCCAGCACUCGUUAGGACGACCUCUCCCACUCAAAGCUCCUCUAGUCAACUCUUGGCCUUGCAACCCGGAGAAAGUCCUAAUAUCCCACCUACCGGACACCAGGCAGAUCUUGUCCUUCGGCAGUGGUUAUGGAGGAAACUCUCUGCUUGGGAAGAAGUGCUUUGCUCUCCGCAUCGCCUCCCGCAUCGCCAAGGAUGAGGGCUGGCUGGCUGAGCACAUGUUGAUCCUUGGGAUCACAAACCCUCAGGGUGUGAAGCGUUACGUGGCGGCGGCCUUCCCCAGCGCCUGUGGUAAAACCAACCUGGCCAUGAUGAAGCCUGCCCUCCCAGGCUGGAAGGUGGAGUGCGUGGGAGACGACAUUGCAUGGAUGAAGUUUGACAGUCAAGGCAAACUCAGGGCCAUCAACCCAGAGAACGGGUUCUUUGGAGUCGCUCCAGGCACUUCGGACAAGACCAACCCUUACGCCAUGGCUACCAUCUCCAAAAACACGGUGUUCACCAACGUCGGCGAGACGAGCGACGGCGGAGUGUGGUGGGAGGGGCUCGACCCCCCUCCGGCUGGAGUUACUCUGACUGAUUGGCAUGGAAAAACAUGGAAGCCAGGAAGCUCCACACCAUGUGCCCACCCCAACUCACGCUUCUGCACCCCAGCAGCUCAGUGCCCCAUCAUUGACCCCCAGUGGGAGAGUGAGGAAGGGGUUCCCAUUGAUGCCAUCAUCUUUGGAGGCAGAAGGCCUGAAGGAGUCCCGCUGGUCUAUGAGUCUUUCAGCUGGCAGCAUGGAGUGUUUGUUGGAGCUGCAAUGAGGUCAGAGGCCACAGCAGCUGCAGAACAUAAAGGUAAAGUCAUCAUGCAUGACCCCUUCGCCAUGCGUCCGUUCUUUGGCUACAACUUUGGAGACUACCUCGCUCACUGGCUGAGCAUGCAGACCAGGAAGGCCCCCACUCACCUGCCUAAGAUCUUCCACGUCAACUGGUUCAGGAAGGACCCGGCAACCGGAGCCUUCCUCUGGCCCGGGUUUGGAGAAAACGCCCGCGUGUUGGAGUGGAUCUUCAAGCGCUGCGGCAGAGAGCGGGAAGACGAGGCGGCCAGAAAGAGCUACGUCGGUUGGCUGCCAGAAACCGGCGCCAUCGACACUAAAGGUUUGGGCAGUAAGGUGGAUAUGGGCGCCCUGUUCGAUGUGCCCAAACCUUUCUGGCAGAAGGAGACCAAGGAGCUGAGAGCGUACUUCACCCAGCAGGUGGGAGCUGACCUGCCUGCUCAGGUGGAAGCUGAGCUAAAGGCGCUAGAGGACAGAGUCCACAGUUAGACACGUUUAAAACCAGGGAUAGGAAGCUAAUCUGGAAGAAGGGAGGCACUCAGGGAAGACAGGUUAUCAGGGUCAGUUAGAGCCACUGACUGGGUUUACAUAUGCAGAGAAGUCUGACACAUCUAAACAAAACUUGUUUUUCUGUGCUACUUGACCACAAACAGGUAAAAAUUAGAAGAUCAAACUUCCUCUGUCCGUUUGAACACAGUCAGUGAGCCCUGCUGUCCCCAAAAACACAAUAGCUACAUUUUAGACACUACAAAUGCUGCAACAAUAAAGCAACCGGUGCCCAGUUAGCACCAACAUUGAAUUAUAAUACUCAGGCUGAAGGUUAAUUUCUGAGAGGGACCCAAACAUCUCUACCUCCAUCCACACACACCUGCCAGCAUGUCGCCGGCGUCCAAUCAGGGACCUUGAAGUGCCUUGUAGAGUUUACAGGCUUUAGACCAAAUAGCUUUUUAAGUAAUAAUUUUUACACCUUUAAAACAUUAACACACAUUUUAAGACACACUUAGUGUCUUAAAAUGUUUUUUAUUACUGAAUUAAGCUCAUCUUGAUUAACUCGUUCCCUACAAUGAUAUUUUAAGAACCCAGGAUCUUUAAAUAUAUAUUUCACUCGGCCGCUUGUGUAAUGAUUGUGAUUAAAUAGGAAUUCAGCUGAUGUUUACACUCAGUUUGUUAAAUGUUGGACCAAUAAACGCCUCAGAGAUUAUCAGGCGUUUUUUUUUUAAAGUUUAUAUGACAGUGCAAUGAAAGACAAAAUCUUCAUAUGUGACUUGUUCAUUUUUACAGUGACUUGAAAAAUAAAUGGUGCCUUGUGAAAGUUU
This is a messenger RNA of Cyprinodon variegatus (sheepshead minnow), 3109 nucleotides long. RefSeq names its product phosphoenolpyruvate carboxykinase, cytosolic [GTP]-like (gene pck2). Lineage: Eukaryota; Metazoa; Chordata; Actinopteri; Cyprinodontiformes; Cyprinodontidae. Bases 375 to 2282 code for a protein of 635 amino acids. Gene Ontology annotation, cellular component: cytosol; mitochondrion. Gene Ontology annotation, molecular function: GTP binding; phosphoenolpyruvate carboxykinase (GTP) activity; manganese ion binding. Gene Ontology annotation, biological process: hepatocyte differentiation; propionate catabolic process; gluconeogenesis. The record is from RefSeq and is a predicted model, not a curated record. The transcript has 11 exons.